UCCGCACUAAGCGUCGCCAGCUCCCCAGAGCGUCCUGCUCCUUUAAACGCCGCCUGAGCGCCUUCUAAUCCCCGCCGAAGGGGGGAAGGUCAGCGCCGACGGGGAGCGGAGCGCCCGCCGCCUUGGGGUGGGGCGAGCGCAGGUUGGCGCGCUGGCUAAAGGUCGCCCUGGGCUGCUCCCUUUCCAGAUCCGCUUUCGGAAACUUUCACGCGCAGGGCGGAUGUUCAGCUGGGCGGCGGCGGCGGCGGCAGCGGCAGCAACAGCUCUUCUCCAGGCAAGCGCUGCCCAACUUGCGCACCGGAGCACUUUGCGCGUGGGCUCCGCGCAGCAUUCCCCGCCGCACCCGACAUCUAGGCAGUCCGCGUGGACUUGCCCCCGCCCACCUUCCUCCUAUUAAUUCGCAUUACUAAAUUCCACCAGAUCCGCUCCGGUCUCAGUCCCGGAUCGAGCGCCUAGUUUUCGGCCGAGAGUAGCUGGUGCUCGGCGCUGGCAGGUCCAGCGACAUCGCCCUUUCGACUUGAACCUCGCGGGCAGGAUCAUGCGGACGCGCCCCUGCUGGACGCUGCGCGCGGGGCUGCUGCUGCUCCUGGCCGCGCCGGAGGCGGAGGGCGGCUGCGCGGCGCUGGGGCGCUGCUGCGCGGGCCGGAGCAUGGCGUGCGCGAGCACCGGCUGGAGGGCGGACGGGUCCCACGGGCCCUGCUACUGCGACCAGGCGUGCCCUUACACCUUGGACUGCUGCCAGGACUACCGGCAGGUGUGCCCAGUGGUCUCCUGCGUGGUCUCUGAGUGGAGCGAAUGGAGCAGCUGUGCGGAGACUUGCAAGGCAGCGUACCGUGUGAGGAGGAGGCGCAUCAUCCGGGAGCCGAGAAAUGGCGGCGAAGCCUGCCCUCCUCUCGAGGACAAGGCUGGCUGUUUUGAGUAUUGGACUCAGCAAGGAACAGAGUGCAAGCAGCCCUUCAUCCCAGCAUUAAUAACCACUGGAGGCUAUGGGAAAGCGAGGAGAAAGCGAGCUGUGUCCAUUGAGAAUGAAAGAGCCGGGUACUGUGUCGAAUUUCAGCUCAUGGCCAUCACAGAAGGAUGUCUGCGUGGGAACAGCUCUUACACUCAUUGGAUGAAAUAUCUCAGCGAAGGACAUCUGGUGUGUGUUGAGUGCCAGCACCCAGCUUUGGAUUCCAGGAACCUGCACUGCUCAGGGGAUGGCAGCGGAGCCAAAAAGAACCAGCUACUGCACUGGCAGGCCGUAGGAAACCCAAGAUGCAGAGGGACCUGGAAGCGAGUUCGCCAGCUGCACACUUGCUCCUGCCCUUCUGUCCACAGCUUCUUGUUCAUCUGACUUUCACGUAGUUGUCCCUCUGCCUUGAGUCUGCAUCUCCUCCUUGGUUCUCCUGAAUUCAGCUGUGAAACAGCCACAGUUGCGAUGCCAACAGAUAUAUUCUAAGAUCAAGGGUACUUGCUGCUUUAAGGAACUGUCACUUGGUGACACAGGACAUUCUCCUUGAGACUCAAGCUGAAGUUAUUGGCAUGUUAAAGAAGCAGGUAAUCUGUGCAGGAGAGACCUGGGAGAGUCAGGUUUGAGGCUGGCAGGCCAACAAGACCAUGCUGACAAGUGAGUAGUAGAGAUCAAAACCUAGGGAGAACCCUUGGAUUGGACCAUAGACCCAUCUUGUCUAGCCUUCUGUUCUCACAGUGGCCAACCAGAUGCCUGGGAGAUGAGUGAGCUCAUCCCAAACUCGGGUUGAUUCUGAAAUGUGCUGAGUCAUCAGUUUUUUUGAUUUGGAGAUAAUGUCAUGUCACUUGGUCAGCCCCCUAAACCUCCAUCCCCUUCUACACUGUCUGGGUUUGCUGCAGUGAUGCUCCAGAACAAACGAGGCACUGUAAGAGGAAAUCUGAUCCUCUCCAUCUUUCUUCUUCCCCUGUUCUCCAGCAUCGUUUUAUUGGUAUGCUGCCUUUCCGUAGUUAAAACUAUGCUCAACCCAAGCCCAUUAUGAUCACAGGGAGUAGAAAAACCCCAUUGGCCUUUGGGAAACGUAUUGGCCAGGCUAUAAGCUGGGGAUUCUGCUGUGUGGGUUGCAUCCAAGCCAGAAGAGAAUUUAGGGGCUUGUAAUGUCCACCACUCCUUUGACUCAGGUUUUUACAAGCCCCUGAAACUCAGGCCUGAAAGUGGAGCACCUUGGUCAGGGCUGGGUAGAUUCUGCAUGUGUAGGAGGAAGGGGUUGAAUGUGUGAUACUGAGCAGAGAACUCUGCUUCCUAUGAGUGUUGGGGACUCUCAGGAACAUAGGAAACUGCCCAUUUGCCUAUCUAGCUCAGAAUUGUCUGCACUGACUGGCAGCCCAACCUGGAGAUGCUGGGAAUUGAACUAAUCCAAAAUGCGGCAGCUAGAUUGGUGGUUGGGAGUAGUCGCUGAGACCAUUUAACCAGGCCUUUGGUUGAUUUGAUUGACAUCCUGUGCCCUUUUAAAAUGUGGUUUUUUUUUGGGGGGGGCAGUGCGGUUAUUGGGUUGUUGUUUUUACUUUGAUUAUGUAUUUUGUGGUUUUAUAUUUUGCUUUUCUUCUGUGAACUGCUCUGGGACUAUAGGGCGGUAUAUAAAUUCAAUAACUAAUAAUAAUAAUAAUUAUAUAACACCAAUCCUAAAGGAUCUUCACUGGCUCCCAGUACGUUUCCAAGCACAAUUCAAAGUGUUGGUGCUGACCUUAAAACCCUCAACAGCCUCGGACCAGUAUACCUGAAGGAGUGUCUCCACCCCCAUCAUUCUGCCUGGACGCUGAGGUCCAGCGCCGAGGGCCUUCUGGCGGUUCCCUCCCUGUGAGAAGUAAGGUUACAGGGAACCAGGCAGAGGGUCUUCUCGGCAGUGGCGCCCGCCCUGUAGAACGCCCUCCCUUCAGAUGUCAAAGAGAUAAAGAAUUACACAACUUUUAGAAAACAUCUGAAGGCAGUCCUGUUCAGGGAAGUUUUUAAUGUCUUACAUUUUAUUAUUUCUUAUCUUUUGCUGGAAGCAGCCCAGAGUGGCUAAGGAAACCCAACCAGAUGGGCAGGGUUUAAACAAUAAAAUUAUUAUUAUUAUUAUUAUUGUUGUUGUUGUUGUUGUU
Molecule: messenger RNA, 3087 nt
Organism: Podarcis raffonei (Aeolian wall lizard)
Lineage: Eukaryota; Metazoa; Chordata; Lepidosauria; Squamata; Lacertidae
Product: somatomedin-B and thrombospondin type-1 domain-containing protein-like
Exons: 5
Coding region: 539-1333 (264 amino acids)
Source: RefSeq, a predicted model, not a curated record